Molecule: messenger RNA, 2364 nt
Organism: Hansenula ciferrii
Lineage: Eukaryota; Fungi; Ascomycota; Saccharomycetes; Phaffomycetales; Wickerhamomycetaceae
Gene: TRZ1
Product: tRNase Z
Exons: 1
Coding region: 1-2364 (787 amino acids)
Biological process (GO): mitochondrial tRNA 3'-end processing
Cellular component (GO): mitochondrion
Molecular function (GO): 3'-tRNA processing endoribonuclease activity
Source: RefSeq, a predicted model, not a curated record
AUGUAUUCAUUCAUAACCAAUACAUACCCAACAUCAGACACAGCUGGAACUUCAAUCCAUUUGGUUGCCCCAUCAGGUGAAAAGUUCAUUUUUGGCUCAAUACCUGAAGGUGCUCAAAGAAGUGUAACACAGCAAAAACUCAAAAUUUCAAAGCUUUCAAGUAUAUUUUUGACAGGUAAUUUGAAUUGGAAGACAGUAGGUGGUUUACCUGGUUUAAUCUUAACAACAAGCGAUCAAGGAAAAAAAUCUAUUUCGGUUUUGAACGGUAAUGGGAUCUUGAAUUAUAUGAUUUCAACUUGGAGAUACUUUGUCUUUCGUUUUGGUAUGGAUUUGAGACCAGCGGUGUUAUCUGACGAAGGAUCUUAUGAAAAUGAAUACAUGGUUGUUAAGCCUGUUAACUUAUCAAAGCAUAAUGCAUCGCCAUACAUGUCAGAUACCAACCAAGAAGAAAAGUUAAAGGCAAUAAUAAGAAAUAUGUUUCCACUAGAUACACAAAGACCAACUGAUCCAGAAGAAGAAAGAGGCGACCCGAGCUCCAACGAUCCUCAUGUCCACGUUGGAUUGCCAGAGAUAAAUGCUGAUCAGGUUUCAACUUGUUACACAAUUCAAUUCAAACCAGUAAGAGGGAAAUUUCAAAUAGAUAAAGCCAAAGAGCUAGGAAUCCCAAAGGGUAAACUUUUUGCACAACUAGCUUCAGGGAAGGAGAUUACAUUAGAAAAUGGGACAGUCAUUAGACCAGAUCAAGUUUUAUCAGAACCAAGACAUUUUCAACCAAUUUUAAUAAUAGAUAUUCCUUCAAUGGAGUACUUAGAAUCUGCUUUGAGUAACAGGUGGCCUGAAAAUACUGGGUAUGUCUAUCAUUUACUUGGAAAAGAUAUUGAUAUUUCAGACGAGACAUACGCUAAGUUUAUUGAGUCAUUUGGUCCAAAUUGUCAGCAUUCUAUUUCACACCCACUUUACUGUCCAGAUUCAGUUGUAUUUGAAUCAUCUGCAAUUGCUGUCUUGAAAUUGAAAGCUUUAAUGAAGGAUAAUUAUAACUUACCUUUAUCCUCUGCUGCAACACACCAGCUACCAGACUACAAAAAUACAGAUGUCGUGAAUAUUGGACAUACAGUCACUGUUGAGUCUAAGCAUGAGAAUAAAGCUAAUACCAUCAAAGCUUUAAAGAGUGAUACUGAUAAUUAUGGUGAAGAUUACUGGCAAAAACUUUAUACUGAACAUGUUGAGGCUUUAAAUUUGAACACCACAUCCACAAAAGAAAAAGUAUUGAACUUCAAAAAUGUCUCAGGGCAGGAUUUCAAUCCAACAUUGUCACUCAAGGACAAUGUUGAAACCAUAACAUUCGGUACAGGAAGUGCUUUACCAUCAAAAUACCGUAAUGUCAUAUCAAAUUUAGUUCGUAUUCCAUACAAGGAUGAAUCAGGUGUAAAAUUUAGAUCAGUUUUAUUAGAUGCUGGUGAAAAUACGAUCGGAUCACUACAAAGAUAUUUGGGUAAUGAUUUGGAGUCAUAUAUGAAAGAAUUGAAGCUGAUAUAUUUAAGUCAUUUACAUGCUGAUCACCAUUUGGGUAUUGUUUCUAUCAUCAAAAAAUGGUUUAAAAUGAAUACAGGCUCAAACGAGAAAUUAUACCUUGUGACACCAUGGCAAUAUGAUCAUUUCAUUAAAGAAUGGUUCAAGCUUGAAAACGACUAUGAUAUAAGUGAUCGUGUUGUCUAUAUAAGUUGUGAACAGUUCUUAAGAGGCAAGCGCAGAAACGAAGUUCCACAAAUUCCAUUCGAAGAUUUUGUCCCAGGUGGAAGUUACAAGAUUCAAGAAAACUUACAACUGUCGAGAGAUACUACCAAAAUUGAUACGAUGUUCAACGACGUCGGUAUUCAGUCUUUUGCCACUUGUCGUGCAUAUCAUUGUGAAUGGGCUUAUAGUUGCUCGAUUACUUUAAAACUUGAUGAAUCUAAAAACGAUGAAGAUGACCUAUUCAAAGUAUCAUACUCUGGUGAUACAAGACCAAAUACUUAUAUGUUUCCAACUGUCAUAGGUCAAGGAAGUGAUCUUUUGAUUCAUGAAGCAACUCUAGAGAAUGAGCUUGUACAAGAAGCAAAGAAAAAGAGACAUUGUACAAUGAAUGAGGCUAUUGAAGUCUCAAAUCAUAUGAAAGCCAAAAAAUUGAUCUUGACCCAUUUCAGUCAAAGAUACCCUAAAUUACCACAAAUUGAUGAAAAUAUCUCAGUUGAUGCUAAAUUCUGCUAUGCUUUUGAUUCUAUGAUUGUUAAGUAUCAUGAGAUUGAAGAUCAAGAGAAAGUUUUCAAAGACUUGGAUAAAGCAUUCAGUACAGAAAAGGAACAAGAGAGUGAAGAAGUUGAAUAA